CUCACAUGUGUGUUCGUCUGAGUGUCACGGGUAAACAGGGUCGAAGGGAAACUCUUACUGCAGCAGCUUAGUUCCGAGGUACAAACAUGGCGUCCGCCGUACUGAAGGUUGCAGUGGCAGGCAUUUCCAGAUGUUCUCGUGCCGCCCUCCUGAGGGCACAUUCAACAACAGCUGCUCUCCAACAGGGCGUUCCUGGAUCCCUGUGGAAGCUGGGGAAACUCAACCACAUAGCCAUCGCCGUCCCCGACAUGGAGAAGGCCACGGCUCUGUAUCGAGAUGUGCUCGGUGCCACUGUGAGCGAAAAAGUCCCCCUGCCGGAACACGGCGUCUACACGGUGUUUGUGGAGCUGGGCAACACUAAGCUGGAGCUGCUCCAUCCUCUCGGGGAGAAGAGCCCCAUCUCUGGGUUCUUACAGAAAAACAAGUCAGGAGGGAUGCACCACAUUUGUAUUGAGGUGGACGACAUUAACGCUGCCGUAGCCGACCUGAAGUCAAAGAACAUCAGGACCCUGUCGGCGGAGCCUCGGAUAGGUGCUCACGGGAAACCGGUCAUGUUCCUCCAUCCCAAAGACUGCGACGGUGUGCUGGUGGAGCUGGAAGAGGCAUGAGCCUCUCUGCUUUGCAGGAACUGUUGGAGCUCUCCAUUUACUUCUACAUAUUCCUCGGCCGCUUGGAUGACUCAACAAUGUGUUGAUUGUUCUUUACGCCACUUCUCAUUUUCAGAAACUGUUGUUUCCUGAUUUGGUUUUGUUUUGUUCUGAAUCAGGUACAAUAAGGGAGGAUGUUUUGACCGUUUUCAUAAAGGGGAACUGCUACCAACCGC
Messenger RNA from Fundulus heteroclitus (mummichog), 823 nucleotides. It is a transcript of the gene mcee, whose product is annotated as methylmalonyl CoA epimerase. Lineage: Eukaryota; Metazoa; Chordata; Actinopteri; Cyprinodontiformes; Fundulidae. Gene Ontology annotation, biological process: L-methylmalonyl-CoA metabolic process. Bases 87 to 608 code for a protein of 173 amino acids. Gene Ontology annotation, molecular function: methylmalonyl-CoA epimerase activity. Gene Ontology annotation, cellular component: mitochondrion. The transcript has 3 exons. The record is from RefSeq and is a predicted model, not a curated record.